UUGUAGAAGCUUGUGUGAAACGGACUGAAGCUCUUGAGGUGAAGAACAAAAUAGCGGAACUGAUGUUGGAGCGUCAAGAAGCUUUUAGUAUUGAGAAUGUGUUGGAGAUAUUGUAUGCUUUGCCUGAAGUGAGAGAGUGGUCUCCACUAUAUGAAGCAGCAAUGGAAAUUCUCAUAGAUAAUGAAGGGAACCGAAGAGCCUUUGUAACAAUGAAGACAGAUGAAGCUAAGAUUAGAUGCUUGAAAGAUGGAUAUUGCAAGAUGAAGAUGGAGAUUAUGAUGAUGAACUUGGUUUGUUUGAUGCGCCUAUUACUGAGAGAUUGAGUCAUAGAACAGAUAGAGGAGCAGGAUGGCGACAUGUUCAACAACUUAUGUAUGAAUCUGAUCAGCAGUGUUAUGACAUUCUUCGCAUGAAUCAAAGGACGUUUGAAGCUUUGUGCAAGAUGCUAGGUGAGCGAUAUGGAUUGAAAGAGACUCACCAUGUCUACCUUGAGGAAUCUGUUGCGAUGUUUCUCGAGACUGUUGGUCAAGAUAAGACGAAGCGGGAUAUUGCUGCAAGGUAUCAAAGAUCAGUGGAUACGGUCCAAAGGAAGCUUGAUGAAGUUUUGAGUGCUCUUCUCAAGUUUGCGGAGGAUACACUAAGACCACAGGAAGGCGAGUUUGGAAGAGUAAGUCCUGUUUUGAGAAAUGAUGAUCGGUAUUGGCCUCAUUUCAGAGAUUGUAUCGGAGCACUUGAUGGAACGCAUGUCCCAGUUCGCCCUCCAAGUCAAAAUGCAGAAGCAUACAGAGGCAGUGAUUGA
Messenger RNA from Brassica oleracea var. oleracea, 799 nucleotides. RefSeq lists its product as uncharacterized. The coding region runs from base 236 to 799 and encodes 187 amino acids. Lineage: Eukaryota; Viridiplantae; Streptophyta; Magnoliopsida; Brassicales; Brassicaceae. The transcript has 2 exons. The record is from RefSeq and is a predicted model, not a curated record.